CCUGAGCUGUGAGGCACCGUGGCCUGUGUCGCGUCGGCGAGGUCUCCAUCCGCUCUGGGCUCUCAGUUUGCCGACCUCGGUGGUGGGGGGGAGUUUGGCAUCGCAUCGCGCCACCGUUGAGCCACAAGGCGGAGGCUGUGGGAUCUCAAGGGUCGGGGUUGGUUCGUCGUCUGCGUUAAGCAUCCUACUUGCUGUGUUGCAGGGAUGGAGAGGCCCAAACUGUUGCCGGUGCAUGGAGUCCCCAUGCUGGACUUUAUAGCGAGGGACUGGAGCCUGGUGGAGUCAUUUAAAGCCAGGCCCGGAGAUGUCCUGAUAGCAACUUACCCCAAGGCGGGCACCACGUGGACCCAGGAGAUCGUGGAUCUGAUUCAGAGCGGAGUGGACGUGGAACACUGCAAACGUGUCCCCGUGUACGAGAGGAUCGUCUUCAUGGAGUGGACGGGCAUAAAUUUCGUGAUGCAUCGCAAAGGAGUGGAGGUGCUGAAUGAUAUGCCGUCUCCUCGCACGAUUAAGACUCACCUGCCCUACCAGCUGAUGCCUUCCUCAUUUUGGGACAACGAUUGCAAGGUGAUCUACAUCGCACGUAACGCCAAGGACAACGCCGUAUCCGCCUUCCACUUUAACCGAAUGAACAAGUUGCAUCCGGAGCCCGGCACCUGGGAGGAAUACCUGCAUCGUUUCAUGACCGGCAAUGUGUGCUGGGGCUCGUGGUAUGAUCAUGUGACCGAUUGGUGGAACAUGAGGGAGCGACACCGGAUUCUCUACCUCUUCUUCGAGGACAUGAAGGAAGACCCCAUGCGUGAGGUGUCCCGCAUUGCUCGCUUUCUGGAGCGGCCACUGUCCGAGCAGCAGCUGCGUGAGGUGGUGAAGCUCACCUCCUUCCCUGUGAUGCGUGACAACCCCAUGACGAAUUACAGCACCUUGCCCACCGACUUCUUGAACCACUCCGUGUCGCCCUUCAUGCGCAAGGGGGAUGUGGGUGACUGGAGGAAUCACUUCUCUGCUGCUCAGCUGGAGGCCUUUGAGCAGGACUACAAAAAGAAAAUGGCCACCACUGACCUGCGCCUGAGGGACAGCCUGCCCUGAAGGCCCGCAUCUCUCCCUCUGCUCCUGAAUGUAUCCAUUGACUGAUUUGGGUUAAAGUAAUGAUAUAAUAAUACUAAUUUCACGUAAUAUAUAGCAUCGUUCAUGUUGAUUUCAUCCCACAACGCUGUAAAAUAAUUAUAUUCAUAAUCGCAUUUAUGGCUAAAUCCUAUUUAAACUAAUUAUUAAGUAAAGGAAAAAGACUCAGAAAAUAAAUAAUUAGGGUUGCCGCUCUCUGAGUCAUUAAUAAAAUCAGAACACGUCAUGGGGAAGGAGAAGGCAAUCUCACAAUUCCAAAAGGGGUGAGAAAUGCAAGUAAAUACCUUUUUUGAGCAGCGUAAUAUUAUUAACAUGCAAUUGACUCCCAAUUUGAUCAUCGAUUAUCUGGAUGAAAACAGCAUGUUAUGUAAGAAUGUGCAAAAAUUCGCUAUUUUAAGUAAUGAUUAGUAGUGAUUAUUUGGCGUAUUUUUUAAUCUGGUGCCCCCUUCCCCCCAAGCUGUAUGUGACCUUUAACUUCCCUGGGAAGAAUUACAGAUUUCCUUGGACAGAUACCUCAACAAAACUAGAGUGGCAACUCUAGUUUUUCACUGGACAAUCUGAAUUUGAUCCAUACGUUUACAUUUUUAUAUUGAUUUGAUUUUCUUUGAUUUGGUGUGCACCUGGUUUAAUCUGUGAUCGUUUGAGCUGGCUUUUUUCAUCUACUCUUGAUUCAUCUGGGUAUGAUCUGGACUUUGUUCAUUUGUAUCUGUUACAUCUCGGAAAACACACAGAUUUAAAUAAUGUGGCUUCACUCAACUCACCUGUGCAGCGUUCAUAUUCAGACGAUACUCACUUUGGUUGCUACGAGACAGGAUAGCACGAGUUCACUAUCUGGUGGUGAAGCAUAAAAGCUGAUUGAGUGAAAAGUCAUCGCAUAGUGAUGUCAAAUUCAGUCACGAAUUCUGAUUUGUUCUUGUAAAAAGCUUUAUUAGUCAUAAUCAAAUCACCAGUUUGGAGCGUACAAAUAAUAUAAAUUUAUAAACGUGAUAAUCACUUUUCGAUUUAAGAGAAUUAUUUUAUUAUGUUUUAUUUUUAUUAUUUUAUUAUUUCCCUUCUACGUGACUUUACCGAAAGAACCAAGAAGGUGAUAAUCACUAUCAAGUUGUGCGUGGCUACAAAAAGUUGCGUUUUAAGGGUUAAUUAAUAUGUACCACCAACCACGAAAUUAGCGAUACAAAUAUUCAACGAAGUAGUGCUUUUAGUCAAAAAGACUGAGUGAGACGCAAAUCAUCAAACGUGAUGAUGACUAAGACUACUGUCCACAAAGAGAAAUACAAAGAUCCUCCAUAUCGCCUUGAAAGAAUGUUGGGGCAAGUACCAUUAGCGAGUCGCACCAAUGAAGGCCGGAACAGCACACGAGGGGGUGGGUGGGUGGCAAGCACCACGCCCGGCUGCUUUGGUCUCCCCAGUGGCGAUGUUAACACAUUGCACCAGAUACUCAUUUGGGGCUGAGUCGACAAAGGGGAGGCCUAUAACCGGUUCAGAUAAUGUUGUUUUCCAUGAGCAGGAAUCAAAAUCAGUUCGCCAGGUUCGUAGCGCAGCAUGCAAACCACUGCACUACCGCUCCCCACUACUACUGCCAACACCAUCAUCAUCAAAACAUCGUCACCACUACAAUAUCACUACCACUCCUACCAUCAUCAUCUUUACUAUCACUAACAUUAACACUAGCAUCACCAACAUCAUUUCCAUGUACGUACUGGUGGAAUUUUUACCUGGUAUAGAUACAAUGGGAGGCUCAUGGAUCCCUCUGCAUGAGUAUAUUGGUCUCUGUGUGAGUCUAUGGGUCUCUGUGUGAGUCUAUGGUUCUCUGUGUAACUGUAUGGGUCUUUAUGUAAGUCUAUGGGUUUCUGUUUGAUUUUAUGGGAUUCCAUUUGAUUCUAUAGAUCUCUGCGUGAGAAUAUGCGCAUUGGUGUGAUUCUAUGGGUCUCUGUGAAUGUUGAACUUUUGUUGCACCGUGCGUAAACAACUGUGCUUAUCGAAGGUGCGGGGCAAAUGACAACAAACUAAACACAAAAAGAUGUUAUAAAUAGAUGAGUUUGUCAAUCUAGAUUAUUUAAGUGCAUAGCUCAAAUGUAUUUCUAAUAUCGGAAGGAAUAUGUUUCUAGACGGUCACAGGAGUGCAUCUGAAAACGCUCGGUGCAGUGACCACCUUUGUUCGAUAACUAGCCAAAAGCCGCUGCUUAUGCAAGGAUAUCCAGAGUUUGCUUAAUGAUUUAUGCUCCUUGACGAGAUUAGCAAGGUGUUGUGGUUUAUUUGUGGCAAGUACUUUGUGCGUGUGUAACAAGUGCGACCUUCAACAACAACAACAACCGCCAUUUGCCACUAAGUGCCAGGCUAUAUACAGUGAGGGAAAAAAGUAUUUGAUCCCCUGCUGAUUUUGUACGUUUGCCCACUGACAAAGAAAUGAUCAGUCUAUAAUCUUAAUGAUAGGACUAUUUGAACAGUGAGAGACAGAAUAACAACAACAAAAAUCCAGAAAAAAGCAUCUCAAAAAUGUUAUAAAUUGAUUUGCAUUUUAAUGACGGAAAUAAGUAUUUGACCUUCUCUCAAUCAGAAAGAUUUCUGGCUCUCAGGUGUCUUUUAUACAGGUAACGAGCUGAGAUUAGGAGCACACUCUUAAAGGAAGUGCUCCUAAUCUCAGCUUGUUACCUGUAUAAAAGACCUGUUCACAGAAGCAAUCAAUCAAUCAGAUUCCAAUUUCUCCACCAUGGCCAAGACCAAAGAGCUCUCCAAUGAUGUCAGGGACAAGAUUGUAGACCUGCACAAGGCUGGAAUGGGCCACAAGACCAUCGCCAAGCAGCUUGGUGAGAAGGUGACAACAGUUGGUGCGAUUAUUCGCAAAUGGAAGAAACACAAGAACUGUCAAUCUCCCUCGGCCUGGGGCUUCAUGCAAGAUCUCACCUCGUGGAGUUGCAAUGAUCAUGAGAACGGUGAGGAAUCAGCCCAGAACUACACGGAAGGAUCUUGUCAAUGAUUUCAAGGCAGCUGUGACCAUAGUCACCAAGAAAACAGUUGGUAACACACUACGCCGUAAAGGACUGAAAUCCUGCAGCGCCCACAAGGUCCCCCUGCUCAAGAAAUCACAUAUACAUGCCCGUCUGAAGUUUGCCAAUGAACAUCUGAAUGAUUCAGAGGACAACUGAGUGAAAGUGCUGUGGUCAGAUGAGACCAAAAUGGAGCUCUUUGGCAUCAACUCAAUUCGCCGUGUUUGGAGGAGGAGGAAUGCUGCCUAUGACCCCAAGAACAUCAUCCCCACCGUCAAACAUGGAGGUGAAAAUGCUUUGGGGGUGUUUUUCUGCUAAGAGGACAGGACAACUUCACCGCAUCAAAGGGACGUGGACGGGGCCAUGUACCGUCAAAUCUUGGGUGAGAACCUUCUUCCCUCAGCCAGGGCAUUUAAAAAGGGUCGUGGAUGGGUAUUCCAGCAUGACAAUGACCCAAAACACACGGCCAAGGCAACAGAGGAGUGGCUCAAGAAGAAGCACAUUAAGGUCCUGGAGUGGCCUAGCCAGUCUCCAGACCUUAAUCUCAUAGAAAAUCUGUGGAGGGAGCUGAAGAUUCGAGAUGCCAAACGUCAGCCUCGAAACCUUAAUGACUUGGAGAAGAUCUGCAAAGAGGAGUAGGACAAAAUCCUUCCUGAGAUGUGUGCAAACCUGGUGGCCAACUACAAGAAAUGUCUGACCUCUGUGAUUGCCAACAAGGGUUUUGCCACCAAGUACUAAGUCAUGUUUUGCAGAGGGGUCAAAUACUUAUAUCCCUCAUCAAAAUGCAAAUCAAUUUAUAACAUUUUUGACAUGCGUUUUUCUGCAUUUUGUUGUUGUUAUUCUGUCUCUCACUGUUCAAAUAAACCUACCAUUAAAAUUA
Messenger RNA from Lethenteron reissneri (Far Eastern brook lamprey), 4989 nucleotides. Its product is annotated as sulfotransferase 1 family member D1-like. Gene Ontology annotation, molecular function: sulfotransferase activity. NCBI's taxonomy places the organism in Eukaryota, Metazoa, Chordata, Hyperoartia, Petromyzontiformes, Petromyzontidae. The record is from RefSeq and is a predicted model, not a curated record.